This is a messenger RNA of Hydractinia symbiolongicarpus, 1487 nucleotides long. RefSeq names its product protein DGCR6-like. The coding region runs from base 81 to 908 and encodes 275 amino acids. NCBI's taxonomy places the organism in Eukaryota, Metazoa, Cnidaria, Hydrozoa, Anthoathecata, Hydractiniidae. The transcript is spliced from 5 exons. The record is from RefSeq and is a predicted model, not a curated record.
CUCCGUCGUUGAUGUUUUAAACAUGGUAGCGAAAUAGUAAACAACACUUAUUCUGUUGGUUCAUUUUACUUGUAUAUUUAAUGGCUUACGACCCUAGUAAAUGGUUUAGUUACAGUAAACUGUAUGACCAAAGCAAGGAAUAUGAUACUAAUGCACCUACUUCGGAGUUAACUACCACAUAUAAAAGUCCUGACAAUAAUCAAUCUGAUGUCAAUUUUUAUAAUGGACCAUCCUCAGCGAAAGAGUUAAAUAGUAACAUUUAUUCGAACGCAAUGUUUAUGACACAAGAAAAUAAAGAUGAAUAUGAUCCAUGUGCUCCAGCUAUCAAUCAAAGAACAAAAGAUGAUAUGUUUAAUACGGAUCAUGCUUAUGAAAAACCAGACCCGAGAAAACUAGAUCAUUACAUUACAAUGCUACAAAAAAUGAUACAUCCGUUAUCACUAGAGUACAAGAAGAAGCUUCCAUAUGAUAUGAUCUGCCAAUUGGCCCAUUCAAUACUUGAUGGAACUGUCUUUGAAAUUGCUAUUGGCCUUAAGGAUAUUCAACGUAUAACAGAGAAGAACCUGCUAAAGAGAAGAAAUGUUGUAGUAAAUGAUCACAGACAAAAGAAAAGUGAAAUAGUCAAACGACAUGAAAAGGAAAUAGAGAACUCACAAAGUAGACCACAUCAAAUUCUUGUCCUAGAAAAGCAACAAAAAGAGGAAAUUAUUAUGUUUAAAGAAAAAUGUGACAAGGAACUAACAACUUUGGAUCAAAAGCUUGUUCUUGAAUUGGACCAGUUAAUGUCUGAUCAACAGGCAACAUUACAGCGUGCUGGAUUACCAUUCUUCUACAUAACAAAUGAUCCGGAAGAUAUUCGUUUGCAAAUGUACGUGCUGGGAUUUAUCAUGAAGUUGGCAGCUGGGUAAAUUUAUGAUGUUGACUGCCGGGUAAUUGAAGUUACCAAGUGGAUAAUUUAUUAGUGUUGAUGGGACAAAUGUUUUCACUGAGUGUGUUCAGUGCUUUUGAAUUCACAAAAAAAUAGUUUAUUUGAAAAUUGUAAAAAAUGUUUUGAUAUAGGACAAAUGUGUAUUCGACUUAUCAUGAAUCGCAAACUUCUCGUAGCGCAUAAAUCCGACUGACGUUUAACAGAACUUUAACUCUAUUGACUCGUUUGUCUCCUACAAUUUUCCAGAUUAGAUGAUCUUUCAUAGUAGUGCGCGGCUUUUCCUUUAUUUUUCGUUUUACGAACGAAAAAUAAAGGAUUUUUUAAGAUUAUUAUGCAAAGCACCUCUGUUUGGCAGUUAAAAAAACUUUCCAGCUUUUUAUUCCAUUUUAUUAUUAAUGGGACGUACACAUGCGUGUUGCUGAUAGUGUUAAUUAUUUCAUGGGAGGCGCACCCAGCAAAAGAACGAGUUUACGGAAAUUUAUCCAGCAAUCCUGAUCAAAUACGCGAAAGAAAGGGCUUUGCUAGUCUGAAAUCAUCCUUAGCCAACAUUAUCCUUAUC